ACGAAAAAAAAAAGAUUUGAAUGAAAUUAACCAAACUAAUUAUAAAAUAUAGUUAAUACUUCUAAAAAUGAGAUUUUAGAUGAAUUUUACUUAAGUUCUACAAUCUAACUUGUUAAUGUAAUAAUUAUAUAAGUAAGGUAUUGGAAUCAAAAGAUUUUUGCAAUCUUUUCAACAGUUGCAUACAUUACUAAUAGAGGAGUGUGGUUUUUAAGUAAUAUUAUAAUUUUGAUAUGGAUAACAAUAAAACAAUAGUACCACCGCAUCUUAAUGCUGAAGUCUACAGGUCAGAUACAACUGGAACAAGUACAUUGACUUAUUUGGAUUAUAUUCGACUUCAUCCAGAUGGAACAAUAUUAGUUGGAUGUUCAGAAUUAACUGGACGCUACUGGAAUGGCGGUGUCAAUAUCACACAGUGUGAGGGUAAAAAUAAAAAAUUUAAUAAAACUGAUAAAAAUAGCAUAAGUCUAACAAGCGGGACAGCGGAUGGAUGUUUUGUUGAAAAUUCUAACAAGGUAUUAUUAUGUGAGGAUAGUGGUGCUCUCAGUGUGUGGACCAGUAGUGACGAUGCAUGGAAGCAGUGGACCGAGGAGUUGUCAGUAGCUGAACAUGAUAAUAUGGUGCUCUCAGUUGACUGUUUGGAAUCCGGAAAAAAAUAUAUUACUGCUGGUGCUGAUGGUAAUGUGAAGGUGUGGGAUAUCUGUGACUUGGUUUGCAUAAGAAAUUAUGACUCGGCUCACACAAUGGCGGUUAACACCGUUUCUGUUAGACCUAAAUCGCACACUUUUGCAACUGGAUCAUUGGAUCAGUUCAUUAGUUUGUGGGAUGAAAAUAUAUUUCAACCCGUUUGUGACAUUGUCAAAAACAACUGUGGUAUUCGCUGUCUACAAUGGUUAGAUGAGAAUCGUUUGGUAUUUGGAGAUGAUGCAGGUGUACUGAGCAUACUGGAUAUUAGGAAGCCAGGAGAUGGUACCAAAUUAAUUGAAUUUCCUGCUGCUGUACAUAAAAUUGCUGUUAAGUCAGGAACAAAUAAACUUGCAGUAUGCUGUGAUAAUAAAACAGUAACUGUGUGUGAAAUUACGUCAGAUAGCAAAAUUAAUACGAUAUAUAAGAAUGGAAAGUUGCACAGUGGGUUUGUUAGAGGCUUGUCAUGGGAUUCGAGAGAUGAGGAUGUUUUAUACUCUGUGGGAUGGGAUGGUGAACUAUGUAAACACAAUGUUAAUGAAAAACGUACAAAAGAACAUUCUUAAUGUAUAUUUUCAUAAUAAAUACAU
Molecule: messenger RNA, 1271 nt
Organism: Papilio xuthus (Asian swallowtail)
Lineage: Eukaryota; Metazoa; Arthropoda; Insecta; Lepidoptera; Papilionidae
Product: methylosome protein 50
Exons: 6
Coding region: 231-1247 (338 amino acids)
Biological process (GO): oocyte axis specification
Cellular component (GO): methylosome
Molecular function (GO): protein binding
Source: RefSeq, a predicted model, not a curated record